Molecule: messenger RNA, 1886 nt
Organism: Rhopalosiphum maidis (corn leaf aphid)
Lineage: Eukaryota; Metazoa; Arthropoda; Insecta; Hemiptera; Aphididae
Gene: ICA69
Product: islet cell autoantigen 1-like protein
Exons: 7
Coding region: 547-1797 (416 amino acids)
Biological process (GO): regulation of transport
Cellular component (GO): Golgi apparatus
Molecular function (GO): protein domain specific binding
Source: RefSeq, a predicted model, not a curated record
UCUAACCGACAACCGUUUACACAAGUGGCGGUGGCGUAUCGCGUAUGACGACAUCAUUUUCGCUGUAAGGUCGCAUGCAGACGGUUCACGCGCCCGAAUUUAUAAUCGAUAUAUUUCAUCUGUCAAUUCCGUAGAGAUUUUCCCGAACGGAGGAAAUAACGGAAAAACACGUAGAAACAAACGAAAAAAAAUCAUCCGUUUCGCUAUUCACCACGAUCAAUAUUCUACGAUUAAAAAAAAAAAAAUAUGUGUUUAUUUCGCUGCUAACGACAAUAAUAAUCACAUUAUUAUCGUCACACGUCCUCUGUAUGUUAGCUGCUGUUUACGCGUCGCGAACGGUCGUCGUGGCCACUAUUACAGUGAAUCCUUUUUUAAUCUAGUCCGCAGCGCUCGUAUCCACGCACACUAUCACCGUACACAUAGAGCGUGUGUCAAUACAAUAUUAUAAAUCACUAUUUUUUCUAUUCAUUUAUUCUACGCCUAGUGUGAACACGAAUCUAUUUUCCUCCUCAAAUUUUGUCGGAUAUCCUAUAGUGUUCGACCAUUAUGAGUCUCUCGGAUUCGGGAUGGAAUACGUAUGAUGCUCCGGGGUUGAAUCGUUGGCAAAAUAACGCCAAUGGCUCAACUGUAUCUAAAAUGCAACACAAGUACUGGGUAACUAAACAGCAAGUAUGUAAGAAAUUGGGAAAAAAGGACGACGAAUUCAUAGUAGCUUCGGACGCUGAACUUGACGCCAAACUAGAAUUAUUUAAGUCUAUAAGGGGCAGUUGUCAACAUUUGCAAAGGAUUGUCAAUAAAUACGAUGAAAAAAUUUAUAACUUAGCAUAUGAAGAAAAUCAAAUGGGCCUAUUUUUAAAACGAUCUGGAAACAAAGAUCAAACCAAAGCUGGUGAAAUGAUGCAAAUUUUGGGAAGUUGUAUGGCACAGUCAGGACAAGAGAGAAUUGGUUUACGUACGCCAUUAGCUAGGUUACAUCAGGAAAUAGAAACAUUUUGUUUAAGAGCUGUAGAAGAUACACAGGGCGAUGUGAAACGUAUGGAAAAUGCUCGUACAGAUUACAGGGCUGCGCUUAAUUGGAUGAAAGACAUUUCUCAAGAAUUGGAUCCGGACACCAAUUCACAGUUAGACAAAUUUAAAAACGUGCAGACCAAAGUAAAAAAGUCUAAACAGCAGUUCGAUCAUCAAAAAUUGAUUUGCUUACAAAAAGUCGACCUGCUCGCCGCUGCGCGUUGCAAUAUGUUUUCACACGUCCUUAUUUUCUAUCAACAAAGUUUACAGCGAUUUGCCGAAUCUGUUGCAGCGUCGUUUGAACACGCGACUAAAGAUUUUAGACAGUACCAACAUUACGAUUUCAAGAUGAUUAAAGAGUUGCGAACGGAAUCUGUAAAAACUACGACCAAGACCGACGACAACACCAAAGAUUCAAGUUCGUAUACGGAAUUGGGCAUUGAAGCAACUUGCGACCAAGUCGAAGAAACAAACGAAUCACCUUUGCUUUCGUUGUUCGACGGAAGUGACAAUUUUGGAAAUUUCUUAUCAAAUCCUUUUGAAAGUAAUCAAGAAGAAAAGGACUCAGAAAUUAAAUCAUACGGAACAGGAGAUGAAUUUUUACCGUCCCAAUUAUUGUCGGACUUGUUAUCCGGGUCAACUGGGUCAAGUGCAACCGUUAAUACAAGUACUACGAGUACUACUAAAAAGUCGACCAGUUCUUCAAACUGGGCAGAUAUCUUUGCUGAUCUUGAUCCACUGAACGAUCCCAGAUUGUCUUCAAAACUAGAUCCAUUAGAUCUACUUUGAAAUAUUUUAAUUUUUAAAAAUAUUACUGUUUUUCUGUUAAUGAAUUUUACGUAAAAAAAGAAGUGAAUUGUAUUUUAUUUACAUAAUAU